AUGGUUGCUACUCUUUCAACGCUCACUUCGCUGCUACUUGCAACAGGAGCAGUCGCUAGACCAGCUACUCUCGGCCGUGAACCCAUUGCCAAACGAGGGAUCCGGGCUCCUGCGCACCGCUAUAUCCCUAGCAAUAACCAUGUCUCGCGUGAUACUGGAGCAGUGUAUCAUAUCUGGAAUGGGGGUGGAUGGAUUCUGCCUGUGCUUAUCGGUGGCCAACAAGUCUUCCUGAACCUGGACACUGGCUCCUCGGACCUAUGGACGGCAAGCACAUUGAUGCCCACAGAUCAACAAUCCACCGUCACGCGGGGGUCGGUCUAUAACCCUGAUAACAGCUCAACGUCUGAAGUGGUGGACGGGUACACAUUUGGUCUGGCCUAUGCAGAUGGCUCUGGAGCUUCAGGGCCUGUAUAUAGAGAUACAGUGAACAUCGGCGGUGCGAUCGUUCCGAACUUCCCUCUCGGUGUUUGCGAUGAUCUGAAGUAUGGACCUGGAAGCGACGGCACUCGAGACACUGCUGGUCCAGUUGGUUUAGGCUUCGGCAAACUCAACUCGAUCCGACCCGACCCUCAAUGUACCUUCAUGGAAUGCCUCGAACCAUACGUCCCAGAGCCAAUCUUCGGCACAGCAUUCAAGCUCAACGACACCGGUUUCAUCAACUUCGGCUACUCCGACUCUGAGGCGUACACCGGCUGCUUUACCGAAGUCCCAGCCGCCAACACUAGCACCGGGAACGAAGGCCAGUGGAUGAGCUUGGGCGUCCAGUUCGGAUCCGGCGGUAAUUUGUUUGACGUCGAGCCUCUGGACAUGGACUUUGACACGGGAACCGCAUCAUUAUCCGUUUCUUCGGACAUAGCUGCAGCCUAUUGGGCCCUCGUCGAGGGCGCUGACGACUCCUCCGGGUCAUGGCAAUACCCGUGCGGCACUGAACUGCCUGAUCUCGACUUUGUCUUUUCGAACGUCACCAGUGGCCCAUCGACGGUGACAAUCCCAGGCGAAAACCUCAAGAAUGGAGACGCUUCUUCGGGCAUGUGUAGCACUUGGAUGAAUGUUGUUGAUGGUCGUGGUAAUGCCGGAGUUCCGCUCUAUAUCAGCAAAUAUAUCGUCUGGAACCAGGCUAAGCCCAGUAUGUCCUUUGCGGACCAAGUGAAUUGA
Messenger RNA from Aspergillus calidoustus, 1155 nucleotides. NCBI's taxonomy places the organism in Eukaryota, Fungi, Ascomycota, Eurotiomycetes, Eurotiales, Aspergillaceae. The record is from the annotation of a GenBank genome assembly.